This is a messenger RNA of Brachypodium distachyon (stiff brome), 2136 nucleotides long. RefSeq names its product non-canonical poly(A) RNA polymerase PAPD5. Gene Ontology annotation, cellular component: nucleolus; TRAMP complex. Gene Ontology annotation, molecular function: mRNA binding; poly(A) RNA polymerase activity. The transcript is spliced from 13 exons. Gene Ontology annotation, biological process: RNA 3'-end processing. The record is from RefSeq and is a predicted model, not a curated record. NCBI's taxonomy places the organism in Eukaryota, Viridiplantae, Streptophyta, Magnoliopsida, Poales, Poaceae. Bases 17 to 1876 code for a protein of 619 amino acids.
GCCCAUCAUCCCAUCAAUGGCUCGCAAAGCGAAAGACGCGGAGCCGACCCGGCGGUCGAAGGACAGAAAAUUUCAUCCCUCCCACGCGCCGACCCAAGCGGCCGCCGCCGCCGCCGCCACGGCACCAGCCGUCGUCAUGGGGGCCGCCGAAGCUAGCACCGAGGCCUGCAUCUACGAGACCCUCCCGGGGCUAUCCCUCGACUUCUUUUCGGAGGAGAACCUUGACGCAGCCGAGCCCCAGUCGUCCCCCUACACCGCCGCCGCCGCCGCGGAGGAGGACGGCGCCGCGACCUAUGCAGUCUUCCGCAACGAGAUUACGGCUGCCGGGGAACCCCUCGUUGAUAUCCCCGCCGCCGAUUUCUUCUCCCUAGACGUCUCGGCGGCCGUCAAGGCCGAGUCUGCUUCCCCGUCGCCUGCGGCCGCGCUGCUUGCCGCGGCGGGGACACCGUCGAGCUCCCUUGCCCCGGCGGAGAAGCCGGCUCAGGGGUCGGAACGCGCGUGGUUCCGAGGAGGGAGGCGGUUCCGGAGCCCCAUGCUGCAGCUACACAAGGAGAUUCUUGACUUUUGUGAUUUUAUCUCACCUUCUGCUGAAGAGCAAUCUUCACGGACAGCUGCUGUGCAAGCUGUCUCAGAUGUUGUCAAACAUAUAUGGCCUCAUUGCAAGGUGGAAGUAUUUGGAUCUUUCAGAACUGGGCUCUAUCUACCAACAAGUGAUAUCGACGUUGUGAUAUUUGAGUCCAGGGUUAAGACUCCUCAAGUUGGGCUAUAUGCUCUUGCUAAAGCACUAUCUCAAAAAGGGGUUGCCAAAAAGAUACAGGUAAUAGCAAAGGCUCGCGUGCCAAUUGUGAAGUUUGUGGAAAGAGUUAGUGGAAUACCUUUCGACAUCAGCUUUGAUAUUGAUGGUGGACCGCAAGCAGCGGACUUUAUCAAGGAUGCUAUCAGGAAGAUGCCUGCUUUGAGACCUUUGUGUAUGAUUCUGAAGGUUUUCCUUCAUCAAAGAGAGUUGAAUGAGGUCUAUACUGGUGGGGUUGGGUCUUAUGCUCUUCUCACAAUGCUGAUCACACAUUUACAGUUGAUCUGGGGAGUGAAAGAUAUGCUGGGCUACCGACAAUCCAAGGAGCACAAUCUGGGUAUCCUUUUGGUUAAGUUUUUCGACUUUUAUGGACGCAAGUUGAACAAUUGGGAUGUCGGAAUAUCUUGCAACUCUGCAAGAACCUUUUUCUUGAAGAGUGACAAAGACUUUGUGAAUCUUGACCGGCCACAUCUUAUAGCCAUUCAAGAUCCCAUGGUACCAGACAACGAUAUUGGGAAGAAUUCCUUCAACUACUUCAAGGUCAAAUCGGCAUUUUCGAAGGCUUACUCUGUGUUAACUGAUGCAAAGUUGAUUACAAGCUUGGGACCAAACAGGAGCAUUCUGGGUGCCAUUGUCAGACCAGAUUCGGUGCUCCUUGACCGUAAAGGCUGGAACACCGAUGGUGCCUUAGCUGACAUGUUAACAGAACCCUGGGAGCCAUUGACCCAGCAGUUUGACAGCGAGAAUGAUGCAAUGUAUAAUUGGCAUGUGUUAGAUGAGGAUGAACCACUGCCCAGAAAUACUCAACCUGCCUCUGAGGACACUAGUUCAUCACCAUUGCAGAAACGCAAGUCCAAGUCGAAUAAGAAAUCACGAAAGAAGGCGAAGGGUGGUGAUGCCUCAAGCAGCGAUAAUGUUGAAAAUGGAUUCAGAAAUGAAAGAGAGCACAAUCAGGGGAAAGGGUCGACGCAAAGUGAAAGAUCACGCCAUAGUGCAGGAAGCAGCAAACGGAGAAAAGGGCCAAGAGAGUAUGACAGAUUUACAAAUACACUCCCACAGUACACACAUAUUAGUAGGUGGUGAGUCUCGUGCUGUUAAAAUAGCAACUAUGGUACGUUUCUGGAGAUCCCACAAAACUACGAAGGGCUUCGCGUGACCCAAUUAGUGGCAUGCUGGUGAACAACUGCAGCGAUCGGAUGACCAACUGUAUUUGUUGUUUGUUUUAUUUGUCUAUCUGGUCUUUCUGUAAUGAUGAUCAAACCAAAAGAUUCAGUUGUAUUAUUUGAAUUCCAUCAGGCUUACCAAUAGAAUGCAAGCAAGAUCAUUUGUUUUAAGGUAUUUUA